GGAGUUUAAAGCACGAGAACAAUAUACCAGAACCCAACUGUAAAAACAGAUAGUUCUAGCCGGAAAUCAAUGAUCAGCGUCUUUACUCUUUUUGCUAAGAACUAUCCUAAUCUGCGAUACCCUAAUUAAUUCCUUACCACGGCUCAACAUCUUUAUUUCUCUUUAUGUUUUGAGUUUCUUUAAUUACUUCAAUUGCUGCAAUUUGCCAAUAAAAUAACUCUGAAUCAUUCAAUGACAGUGAUUGUUGACUUUUCUCAAAGCAAAAUGCAAAUCCUUAGUCCAAUCAAUGUGCAUACCAAUUUGUUUCUGGUUUCCCACUCCCUUUCAAUCAUUCAAAUCAUCCAUUAUCUAAUUCAAAUUGUAUACCUUCACUCCAUUCAAUUUGAUUUUUCAACUCCCCAUUAUUUAGUCUUGGUUCAUCUAUUGAUCAAAGAUUUCUCACCUGGGUGAAGCAAAUCAAGCCUGGGAUUUGUAUAUAUUGCAAUCUCACUGUCAUUGUAGUCAAGUUCCAACUGAAAAUUCAAGCAGGUACUUUAAGAUAUUGGGCAUAUUUAUACUGUUUAUGUAAGUCAUAUAUUAUUACUUUUAUUCCUUGGAUUCAUAUUUUUCUUGUGUUGAGAAAACUGUAUCAUAAGUGGGAAGACUGGGAAGUUACUCUUUUCUGUUGUAUUUGGUGGAUUUUGAUUGUUGGAUGAACAAUUAAUCUCGGUUAAUUUGCUUGUUAGAUUGGUUGGUGAAUAUGGCUCAUUUUGGGCAAGUUCAUUCCCCUUCCUUUGAUGGGUCAAUGCAUGGACAAGGUAUUGAAUUUUUGCCAUUUCAGACUUGUCAAGGGUCUUUAAGGGUUAUGUUGUUACAUGGGCAUUUAGACAUUUUGGUUAAGGAGGCUAAGAACCUUCCUAAUAUGGACAUGUUUCACAAAACCCUUAAUGAUUUAUUUGGGGGUUUAUCUAUUAAAGGAAUGUCUAAAAGGUUAACAAGUGAUCCAUAUGUCAAUGUAUCUAUUGCUGGUGCUAUUAUAGCAAGAACUUUUGUAUUGAGUAAUGAUGAAAAUCCAGUAUGGAUGCAGCAUUUCUUUGUACCUGUAGCUCAUACUGCUGCAGAACUGCACUUUGUAGUAAAAGAUGAUGAUGUAAUAGGAGCUGAGAUUAUAGGAGCUGUUGGGAUUCCACUAAUGCAGCUAUGCUCAGGUGCACGAAUCGAGGGGACAUUUCCAAUUAUUAAACCUAAUUCUCAGAAAUGGGAAACUGGAGCAGUGUUAAGCCUAUCAGUUCAGUAUAUUCCGGUAGAGAGGAUGAACCUUUACCAUCUAGGUGUUGGCCCUGGUCCUUAUAAUGGGGUACCUGGGACAUAUUUUCCGCUUAGGCAGGGGAACCGAAUUACCCUUUACCAAGAUGCUCAUGUUGAAGAUGGUAUGUUGCCUGAAAUUAGGCUUGAUUAUGAUAUGCAUUAUGUGCACAGGAAAUGCUGGCGUGACAUCUCCGAUGCUAUUUCUCAUGCUCGGAGACUAGUGUACAUCACAGGGUGGUCUGUAACACACUUUGUGAAAUUGGUUCGUGAUGCUCGAGAUGGCUCAGGUAUUACAUUAGGAGCUCUUCUUAAAGCCAAGGCGCAAGAGGGCGUUAGAGUGCUGCUUCUUGUGUGGGAUGACCCGACUUCUCACAGUUUUCUGAAUUUUACAACUAAAGGCUUCUUAGAAACAAGUGAUGAACAGACCUUUAAAUUCUUCAAAGGAUCAUCGGUGCAAGUUAUACUUUGCCCCCGAUCUGGGAGCAAAGGGCACAGUCUUAUAAAGCAGCAGGAAGCUGGAGCAAUCUAUAGCCAUCAUCAGAAAAGUGUUAUUGUAGAUGCUGAUGCAAGUCAGAACAGGAGAAAGAUCAUUGCUUUCGUUGGUGGGCUUGACCUAUGCGAUGGGAGAUACGAUACCCCUGAACAUACUCUUUUUAGGACUUUACAGACAGUACACAAGGAUGACUAUCAUCAGCCAAAUUUCACUGGUCCCACUGAUGGAUGUCCUAGAGAACCAUGGCAUGAUUUGCACUCUCAAAUUGAUGGUCCAGCUGCAUAUGAUGUUCUAAAGAACUUUCAGGAACGCUGGUUAAAUGCUUCCAAACCUCGUGGGUUGCAAAAAAUGAAAAGAUCUUACGACGAUCAUUUGCUUAACUUAGAUAAGGUUCCUGAUGUUAUCGGGUUACAAGAUGCCAUCAGAUACAGUAAUGACGAUAGGGAAUCAUGGCAUGUGCAGGUCUUCCGCUCGAUAGACUCGAAUUCUGUGAAAGGAUUUCCAAAGGAUCCAAAAGAUGGGACAAAAUGGAACCUUUUAUGUGGGAAGAAUGUACUGAUAGACAUGAGUAUACAAGCAGCAUACAUACAUGCCAUCCGUUCAGCCCAACAUUACAUCUAUAUUGAAAAUCAAUACUUUCUUGGUUCCUCUUAUAAUUGGGAUUCUUACAAGGACUUGGGUGCGAACAAUUUGAUACCUAUUGAGAUUGCUCUUAAGAUUGCUAGCAAAAUCAGAACAAAUGAAAGAUUUGCUGCUUAUAUAAUCAUUCCUAUGUGGCCAGAGGGUGAUCCUAAAAAGCUUGCUAUGCAGCGGAUUCUGUUUUGGCAGUACAAGACAAUGCAAAUGAUGUAUGAGAUAAUCUACAAGGCUUUGGAAGAAACUGGUAUGAACAGUAUAUAUGAGCCUCAAGAUUUCUUGAAUUUCUUCUGUCUAGGAAACCGAGAGGCUUCAUACGAAAUUAGUGAAAGAGAUUCUGUUAAUACUUCAAAUGGAAAUACUCCUCAGGAACUAUCCAAGAAGAAUCGAAGAUUCAUGAUCUACGUUCACUCGAAAGGCAUGAUAGUGGACGAUGAGUAUGUAAUUAUCGGCUCUGCAAAUAUUAACCAGCGAUCCAUGGAAGGUACUCGAGAUACUGAGAUCGCAAUGGGCGCAUAUCAGCCACACUAUACUUGGGCUAAUAAACAUUCCAAUCCACGCGGGCAGGUAUACGGAUACAGGAUGUCGCUGUGGGCAGAGCAUUUAGCAAACAUUGAGGACUGCUAUGUACAACCAGAGAGUCUAGAAUGUGUAAGACGCGUAAGAUCUCUAGCCGAGAAGAAUUGGGAACAAUUUGCUGCAGAUGAAGUUACCGAAAUGAAAAGCCACCUUCUUAAGUACCCUCUUCAUGUAGACAGAUCAGCAGUUGUUAGUCCUCUGCCUGGGUCUGAGACAUUCCCUGAUGUUGGAGGGAAGAUCAUGGGAAGUUUUAUUGCCAUCCAAGAAAAUCUUACCAUUUGAUCUACACUUUUCACUACCUUGAAAAAAAAUCAGUAAAAAUCAGUAAACUGAAUCAACGCUAUUCUUAAAAAUAUAUUCAUUUUUACACUAGUGCCAAUAGUUAAAUGUUAAUUGGUUCAGUGAAUGUUCUACCAAUGCAGCUCUUAUUGUUGUGUAGUAUUUAUUCACAAUAAAA
Molecule: messenger RNA, 3452 nt
Organism: Amaranthus tricolor (Joseph's coat)
Lineage: Eukaryota; Viridiplantae; Streptophyta; Magnoliopsida; Caryophyllales; Amaranthaceae
Product: phospholipase D beta 1-like
Exons: 9
Coding region: 740-3277 (845 amino acids)
Biological process (GO): phosphatidylcholine metabolic process; phospholipid catabolic process
Cellular component (GO): plasma membrane
Molecular function (GO): calcium ion binding; D-type glycerophospholipase activity
Source: RefSeq, a predicted model, not a curated record